Molecule: messenger RNA, 1366 nt
Organism: Zymoseptoria tritici IPO323
Lineage: Eukaryota; Fungi; Ascomycota; Dothideomycetes; Mycosphaerellales; Mycosphaerellaceae
Exons: 2
Biological process (GO): phospholipid transport; mitochondrion organization
Cellular component (GO): endoplasmic reticulum; ERMES complex
Molecular function (GO): lipid binding
Source: RefSeq, a predicted model, not a curated record
AUGUGCGUAAAGCGAAAUGCUGUUGUAAAGCAACAACCAAACCGGAACACAAAAGAAGCCACAUCAGCGAGAGCCCAAUUGAUUCAAUGCUCAUCAUGUCCACACGUCAUUUGAUGGAUGCGAAGUGUAAAUUCAAGCCUCGUUUUAGGCGGACUUCGAAGCAGAAGCAAUAAUUAUACCUUUCGCAUCCUCUAUCCUCCUCGGCCUUUGUUCAUUUCCUCCCCUCAGCAGCGCUGGGAGCUGCUUGACUGUCAUGUCCAAGGCGAAACAACAAGCCUAUCAAGGCAAUCCGUACCCUGCACCAUCUUCUGGAUCCUUUGCCUGGGGUUUUCUACUCGGCCAACUCACUCUCGCCCUCAUCCUCUUCAUCUUCAUCAAGUUUUUCAUCUUCGGCGACGCGCCCUCCGCAGACGAACGAGCCUCCGCCCGUGCCGCCGCACGCCGCCAAAGAACCCUUUCGCAUACUCGUCAACGUACUCUUUCGACAGCUCUCCGACCUCGACCAAGCCUCGCCGCUUCCGUCCUGAAACCUCGUACCGAUGGCGGUCUGACUGUACAGAAGAUACUGGAGAAGACAUACUACAAUGUCUACGGACACCAGCCGGAAAGCUUGGAUUGGUUCAAUGUGUUGAUCGCGCAGACGAUUGCACAACUUCGAGCUGAUGCAUUGGAGGAUGAAGCUGUCCUGAGUAGUCUGACAGCAGUGCUGAACGGGCCUGGGAAGCCCAGCUUUGUGGACGAGAUCCGGGUCACAGAGAUCAGUCUUGGGGAUGAGUUCCCUAUCUUCAGCAACUGUCGAGUCAUACCCGUGGACGAGAAUGGCACACCAUUGAAGGAAUUGACGGGACAAAGAGGGGAACGGCUGCAGGCGAGAAUGGACGUUGAUCUGUCGGAUGUGGUCACGUUAGGGAUUGAGACGAAGCUGGUGUUGAACUACCCGAAGCCUUUCGUGAUGGUGUUGCCGGUGGCGCUGGCCGUAAGCGUGGUGAGGUUCUCAGGAACGUUGAGCUUGAGCUUCUCGCCGAGCUCAGAAGACUCAUACCCUGGGACGGCAGAAGGGGCGGGAAGCGCUGCACCUACAGGACAACCGAAGACUACAGAGGGCCAUCCCCUCAAUCCCACAGGACAAAAUCCAACCACUUUGACCUUCACGUUCCUCGACGACUACCGACUGGACUUGAGCGUUCACUCACUCAUUGGAAGUCGAAGUCGACUGCAAGAUGUGCCAAAGAUCGCUCAAUUGGUGGAAGGCAGAAUACAUCAGUGGUUCGACGAACGAUGUGUAGAACCGCGAUUCCAACAGAUCGUCCUGCCUUCGCUCUGGCCGAGGAAGAAGAACACACGCGGCGGUGGAGACGAUGAGACG